Messenger RNA from Drosophila yakuba, 4973 nucleotides. RefSeq lists its product as uncharacterized. Lineage: Eukaryota; Metazoa; Arthropoda; Insecta; Diptera; Drosophilidae. The record is from RefSeq and is a predicted model, not a curated record. The transcript is spliced from 10 exons. Bases 76 to 4773 code for a protein of 1565 amino acids.
UAGCUUUCACCAGCUGGAUCACAAGUUCGUAAACUCUCCAUUCAGCCAUUACUUACAUAUUUUUUAACCCACACGAUGAGCAUUAACAAAUCCACGCGGGGCAGCCGCAGGACUCGAAGAUCCCUACUUUCGGGUAGUGAUCUCAUUGGCCCCUAUAUCUACUGCGUCAACUUCUAUGAUAAUGGAUUGAGUGCGGUGCGGGAUGAGUUCGUAAAGCGGGUCCAAAGCGGCUCACGACGGGCCAUGUUCGUCAUCGACUUCGAUAAGGAAGUUGAGGAAGCCACUCAUCAGUUUCAGCGGAAGUCGAGGGUCAAAAAAGCUGGAUCUCUGGACACGAAGUCCUUAGAUCCAUUGGCCAUUGUCCUGCAAUGCAUUCAGAACUGUGUGGAAGAGUUUGACAGAAUAACGAAGAAGAUCGAGUCCGAGGCGAAUUUCGACCUGUACGCCUACUGGCAACGAAAUAUCCCUGCCCAGCUCAAGAACCUAUUGGCACCCAAGAAAAAGGGUGCGCCGGAUACCAAACGCGACCUAAAUACAGCCAGAUCCAAAACGGGCAAGACGUCCAGCGACAAGGUGCGUCUGGAGAAGAUCAAGUGCUCGUCCGUUACGGCCAAGGAGCACCACAAGGUCGGCAAGGGACUGCCGGUGUCCAAGCGGGAAUACAUUCGCGACAAUCCGACGUUCACGAAAAUGCUGAUCCUGAUCGUGGGGCAAAUGGACAACGAAUUCUACAAGAUGCUCCUGGACUACGAACAGCCGCUGCGUGCUAUUAUUCACUUUAUGCCGGAGGAGAGUGCUUACGAUCUCUUAGUGCCUCGACCUCGACGGGAACAGAGGCUCCAGGAAGUGUUGGCUGACAUCCAAAAAGACAUCCACUCGCUGCGAAAAAGGAAUCCCACGAAACCGGUCGGCAUCUUUCAGCAGCAGCUUCCCCAGAUGUCCGCUUGUAUGGCAGCGAAAUUCACGUGCGAUAUCUUCGAUCAGCUGAGUUGGUACAUGUACGACGUGGAAACCCUGCGGGAGUGGUACCGAUCGUACUACGUGGAGCCGUACAAGGAGACAAAUGUGAAAAUGGAUCCCUCGAUGUCGUUGGUGGAAGCAUUCCACGUUGUUGAGUCGCUAAGCAUUCAGGGGCACUAUCUUAAGACCCAGAUGCCGGCUUCCCGGGACGACAGUGGCACCGUUUACCUAUAUCUGGAGUCGCUAAUGAGCACGUUUGGCAGUCCCAAGGACCUGAUGACCGAAACGGACGUACUGCUGCUUGCAAAUCCCACGCCUUCGGUUCAAACUCGAGUGCUGGACAAGGUAAAGGUGUACGCCAACUCGUUUAAGAGCAUCAUAAAGCUGCACAAAAACGAACGCAUUUUUGUGGAGGAGGCCAAUGCAUUGAUGUCGAACCUGAUAUCUUAUAUGGAUCAGUCCCUGAUGUCCAACGUCUAUCACGGCUGUCUGGAGUACAAUCUUCUGCGACGGUACUUCACAUCCGGUUAUAUCAAUAACUCGCUGAACUGCCAGCCGUACAAUGGCGAUGUGGAACCGAUCUAUCUGCCCAAGUUUGCCGAACUCUAUCUCACGAAUGACUCGGUGAUGCAACGCAUAAUCGAGCUGGUCAAGGACUACGAUGACUUCAGCCUGAUAGAGGUGCAGCCCAAUGUCCAUCUCUACACCUUCCGACGGGCACUGAACGAGGUUUUCGAGCAGGAAAAUCAAACUGUUAUCCCAACACGGCUCUGCUUCAGGGAUUUCACACUGUACGAAAUGGAGAAUUUCCUCAAAGACUUGGUCACUCCACAAAAGUUCAACGAGGUGACUGAAGGUUAUUUGUCACGAGUGACUGAGAGCAAUGACAAUGUUUUGAGCCAAGAUCCCUUCAUAGUCAGGUGCAACGAGGAGAACGAUGGAGUAUUUGUCGAUCCCAAAGUGUUUGUCCGGCGAAAAUCGAUCAAGGAGCAGCUGGCCAAGAAAAGGGAAAAAGAAAGAAAGGAUCAGGAGGAAUCGAAGGCUGCGAGCCGAAAGGUAUCAGUAGCUCAAGAAGGUGUAUUGUCAAGUAGAAUCGCGAGACAGUCUCAGGCGCGUGGAACGGUGGCUUCCAUAUUGCAGCCAAAGGACUCAACUGUCGACUCCAAGCACGGGUUUUUUGUGGGACUCGGGCGGAACCAUCCCUUGCUGGAGGGGUAUAAUCUUGAUGACACCCGACAUACCAUCAAGUCCAAGACCUCGAAGUAUUUCUUUGAAGAGGGAAGAAUCGUGCUGUAUGAGGAGAGGUGGAACUUUCGCCAGAUGAACAAGUGUCUUGCCCUCGAGAUUGGUGGCCAGGAGGUACAUUUCCGAAGUGCCGACGAACCGGUGGGAGUCACUGCCACCGAUUCCAGUGUGCGGAUCGUUUCAAAGAACGGCAUAAGCCUGCGGGUGUUGGCCAAGCAGACCGAGUGUGCCAAGGCAGUCCUGAACUUUCCCAAUGGCCUGAGCACCCACUGCCACGACACCCACACGGAACACGUGUGGCAAUAUCAGGAGAACGAGCUGGACGAGAGUCGCCGCGUGUGCACACCUUAUGGCUGUGUGAUCGUAUUUUACCAGAGCACGGAUACCAUUGUGAUUAUGCGGUAUAAUGGUGAGGUGUACCAGCUGUUCAGCUUCACGGAGGCCGACAACGAGGAGGAGGAGGACCUUAACUCGGAGUUUAUAAAUGCCUGCUCCACGCAGUCCACCUACUCCACUUACCAGCCCCUCCCCAAAACGCGGAAAAAGCAGAGGAGCUGCGAGGAUUCGAUCAAGAAGAACUCCACCAAUCGCAGUGUGGGUGGGUUGGACUCCAUCAUACGUCCAUCGAUGUUCAGUGUUGACUCCAAGAAGAGUCAGAACUCCAAAAAAUCCAUUGGCGGUAAGCGAAAGAGCGAGCUGCUUAAGAUCCAACAGGCUGCAGCUUUGUUCGAAAGCAUCAAGUUCGAGUUAACCUAUCUCAAUUUCAUCAUGGCACUCUACAAGCUGAGCUAUCGACACCUCAAGCUGACCACGUCGCUGGGUAGCGUGGUUCAUGUCCAACACGAUGGGAAGAUCUGGUGCGGGAAACCCUUCCGGAACACCGAGUGGCACGACUAUUACGCCAACGAGGCGUAUUCGAUGCGAGACGAUGGUGUCAAGAUGGUCUGGGCGGUGGGAGAGCUGCGGUGCUACCACAACGACGGCACCGUGAUCACUUCCGGAACCACCGAGGGCUGGGAUUCCGGCAUGGAUGUCGACGAAUUCGACUUGGAAAUCAGUUCGAGCAGCUCACAUGUCAAUGUAGAAACUGGGUUAAGCGACAUAUUACGAAAGGAGACCAUUUUUAUCAAUGACCCGGAAGGCUUGCCAUUUAAGGAUGUCAGUUUAAGUAUUUCACAAGCUGCAGUUUCCCAAGAAAGCAGCAUAAGAAGCAAAGAUAUCUUGUCCAAAAGUGAUGUCCUGCCGGACGAGGAGGAGGGAGAGAUCAACCUGGAGAAAAGCUACAUAACCUUCGUUCCAAACAGUUACUUCAUUGCCCACAAAGUCUAUGCCGGUAUCCACUUCACGUUCAGCCACAUCACACAAGUGGAUCUAAACUUGGACACCACGAUCUUCACCUGCGACAACCUGAAAGUUCGUGUCUUCAGAACUCCCCUGGCAGCAGAUGUGCAGUAUUUUGAGCCCGUUGAAGUUCCCUCAUCUAAGGCCGAUCCGGAUGAGUGGACAAAAGCUGAAGUUCGCCCUUCAUCUAAAAGUCCGGGACUGGAUCAAUCUUCCGAAGAAACACCCUCCAGUGAGGAUCAAUCGGCGGAAGACUUAAAUGUCGAAGUCGCCUGCGUGGAGGUCGAGUGCAGCAACCUGGCAUUAGUUUUAUUUGGGGAUCGGGUCACCAUACAGACUCACCUGCGCAAGUUUGGAUGUGACGAGAACGCAAAGUGUGACUUGCAAGUGCAUGACGACAUCGAGCUGAAAGUGAACUUUGCCGAGAGCCUAUUGACCACUUUUCGGAAAUGGGUGGACGAACUAACCAGUUUUAUCAAUUGUUUCUGCCCCAAGAGGCGCACCUUGUACUUCCUGGAAACCCAGAACAGAUCCUGCCAAAGGAAAGGGUUUGAGUUGCGUAAAUCGGUGCCGCCUCUCGGAAAAUAUAACUUCUGUGCUGGCAACUACUUCAUCGAUGUGAACGAGCUGACUUCUGUAAAUAGCCAAAUGCAAAACCGGUACGACUGGUUCGACAGGGAUAUGAAAAAGUUUCCGCGCUUUCAAACUCGCAAGGAGGCACCGAAACCCGAGUUUCCAAUGGUUCUGAAUUCCAGGAUUUAUGUGGAAAUUCCUGCACAACUGGCCAACACGGAUCGGAUACACCAGUUCGUGUCUGAAUUUGAUUCGAUCAAGUUUCGAAAGCAGCGACAUCGCUUUAAUGAGGCUAUUCUGUUCCAUCUUUAUCCGCGACUGCGGCACUUGGUUCAGCAGGAGAUAAGCAGGCGCAGUUGGAAGAAUCGCCAUGAAGAGAGACGGCGGCGCACGUUUAUAGAACAACAGCGUUAUAGCCUUUAUAUGGCCAUGCUGAAGCACAAGGUGUAUCCCAACUACUUCCAGUUCAAGGACCAGUUCAACUCGCAUGUCCGCAACAUCGAGUUCUUCCAGUUCAUGACAUCCAAGUGCAACGAGAAGACGUAUCCCGAUGAGAUUGUCACCGAUCCCCCCGAGGAGCCAAGUCCACCGAGCAAGCCCAAGUUAAAGAAAAACAAAUGUGUCUGUCCCAAGUACAUUAGAUCUUUAGAUUAGACGCCUUUUGUACCGAAUUAAAGUAGUAUUGAAGAUUUUAAGCUAGAGGCUCAACAUUCUGAAGCUCUAAUAAAUUUUCCGAACUUCAAAUAUAGCAGGGCAGCAAAGUUAUUUCAGAUAUUUGUCAUUCUGCAUGCUUGUAAUAAAAUCUAAUACAUUUCUGCUUGUUUUCUAAACAUUAAAGUAUAUAAGUAGACAAA